This is a messenger RNA of Purpureocillium lilacinum, 303 nucleotides long. NCBI's taxonomy places the organism in Eukaryota, Fungi, Ascomycota, Sordariomycetes, Hypocreales, Ophiocordycipitaceae. The record is from RefSeq and is a predicted model, not a curated record.
AUGCCCCGUGGCCGGCAGAGGUACCGUGGUACUCGGGAGCCCGUCCCCAGCUGGGCCUGGACUUGGGGCUUGGGGGCGGCGGCACGCCUGCCUUGGCUUGUGGCCCAGCGCGUACCCCAUACUUUGUUGUGCUCUGUCUGGUACUCAGUACUCCGUCCCUUGCUCGCCCGGGCUGUUUUCCAGACUCCCGUCUGGCGGGCACCUGGCGAUGGUACCCCCGGCCCCCGGCGUGUUUCCGCUGGGUAUCCAGCCCCGGGCAGGCCAAAACCCGCCCGACGGCCAGACAGCCAGGCGGAGGCUUAA